CUCUUCAAGAAGGUACAUUUUGGUUUCAUCACACUCGAAUCCUUCAAAUCACAGGCAUAGAGCCUAUCCAUGAAAUCUUACUCAGUACACAUAGCACCACUCACACAGGAUCGGUUAAGGAUCGGCUACACAGAUCCGUCGUUGAUCCGCUACAAAUGCGGAGUUGUGUAAGCAGAAUGCGGAGCUCAAGUACUACCACAGUACAGUAGGAAGUAAGGCGUCCGUCAGCACACAUUCACAAGCACAUAUAUAGGUUUAACGCCUUGCUUCCAUAUCACACAACCAUUUCAUCAUUUCAUUCUGCACUUCUCGAUCGAAAUGGACAUUCCAACCGGCCCUGGCAUCCUCGUUUCUCGAUUCAAGCUUCGCGACUCUUUUGAAAUCUCUCAAGAAUUGCUAGAGAAGUGGUACGACGAAGUUCACAUCCCCGACGUCCUCGCAACCGGCGGCGUCAAGUCUGCUUGGAGGUGGAAGGCGGUGGAUCCCGAGUAUGGAAGCCAGAACAUUGUCUUGUACAAGCUUCCAGAUCUAGCAUUCGUAAAUGGUCCCAAAUUUCAGGCUGUCAAGUCGACCAGUGACCUGCUGCCUGGAGGCAGGUCGAUGCUAGACUUCACGGCGUUUGAGAUGAGGUUCUAUUCGAUGGUACAGUUGUUCCAGACGGAACAGCAACCAGAAGAUGCAACGUCAACAAUCAUAUGGGCGGCUAUGGAACCCGCUGCAGGCGGAGCCGCUGACUUGGACUCGUGGUAUCGUGAUGAGCACAACCAGCAAAUGUCAAAGGAACCCGGAUGGAAGCGAACGACGCGGUUCCGGAUUGUUGGUCAGUUAUAUGACUUCACACCUGCGAAUGACGCGCCAAGCUUCCUGACCAUUCAUGAAUUCGGAGAUGGACACAAGAUUGGGAAGAAAGUGGUGCCAUUGGACCCAAUAACGGAGUGGACCAAGAAGGUGAUGGGUUCUGCGAAGACGACUGAUGCAGCAGUUUACCACAAGGUGAAGAGUUUCGGAAAAGCAGCAGAAUAGACUAGGGUACGCGCUGAAUUGCUCAGAAUGAUAUCAUGCAUUGAAGCCUUCGUAUCCACUUGCACUGU
This is a messenger RNA of Mytilinidion resinicola, 1091 nucleotides long. RefSeq lists its product as uncharacterized. Lineage: Eukaryota; Fungi; Ascomycota; Dothideomycetes; Mytilinidiales; Mytilinidiaceae. The coding region runs from base 319 to 1023 and encodes 234 amino acids. The record is from RefSeq and is a predicted model, not a curated record. The transcript has 2 exons.